CAUCUGACCAGGAGGAGGAUUAUUUAACACAUUGUUUGCUGAGUGGAGUUCAUCACCUGGCUUGACAAAAGGGGGAGAUAACCGGAGGAGAAACAGCCUCUACCUAACCGGAGAGGAAGAGGAGGGAGGCGCGCAGGCCUUUGGAUCCAUCUCCCUGGGCCAUCUUUUUUCUUUUCAGUCCAUCUCCAGUCGCCACAAUGUAUCUUCAUGUUGAGUCUUAAUAAAUCACAGCACGCCACAUAGAGAUGCCCUGUUCCCAGUGGAGGAUAAUGGAACGGCUGUGGUUCUCUUUGCUGUUGCUGGCAGCAGCGUGCAGGGGACAGCCGUGUCCGAAACGCUGUAUGUGCCAGAGCCUUUCUCCAUCGCUCGCUAUCCUCUGCUCCAAGACGGGCUUGCUGUUUGUUCCUGCUGCCAUUGACCGACGCACCGUGGAGCUACGGCUUCAAGAGAACUUCAUAACAGCUGUCCGAAGAAAGGACUUUGCCAACAUGACCAGUCUGCUACAUCUGACCCUGUCCAGAAACACCAUCAGUCAGAUUCUCCCUUCAGCCUUCAGUGACCUGCGGCGACUCAGAGCACUCCACCUAGACUCUAACAGAUUAACAGUGAUCAAGGAUGACCACUUUAAGGGCCUGACAAACCUUCGUCACCUAAUCCUUGCUAACAACCAGCUCCACUCCAUAUCCCCCCAUGCCUUUGAUGACUUCCUGUCCACAUUGGAGGAUCUCGACCUCAGCUACAACAACCUUGCCCAGGCGCCCUGGGACACGAUCGGGCGCCUAACCAACGUCAAUACCCUAAAUAUGGAUCAUAACCUCAUAGAAAAUGUUCCCCAGGGGGUAUUCACCAACCUACAUAAGCUGGCAAGGUUAGACAUGACGUCCAACAAGCUGAAGAAAAUUCCCCCGGACCCUUUGUUCCUGAGAAUCCCAGUUUAUGCCAAGUCCAGAGGCUCCCCCCUCUCCUCCCUGGUGUUAAGUUUUGGUGGCAACCCCCUUCACUGUAACUGUGAACUUCUGUGGUUAAGAAGACUGACCAGAGAAGAUGACCUCGAGACAUGCGCCUCUCCCUCUGACCUCAGUGCCAAGUACUUCUGGACGAUACCUGAAGAGGAGUUUAUUUGUGAUCCACCGGUUCUGACACGGAAGUCACCUCAUACAGUGGCAAUGGAAGGCCAGCCAGCCAGCCUCAAGUGCAAAGCGAAUGGCGACCCAGAGCCUGAAGUCCACUGGAUCAGCCCUGAAGGGCGACUUAUAUCUAAUGGCUCCAGAACACUGGUCUUCCCUAAUGGAAGCCUGGAGAUCAAUGUAACAACCCUGAAGGAUUCAGGUAACUUCACCUGCAUUGCCUCCAACGCGGCAGGUGAAUCCACAGGAAGGGUGGAGCUAGUCGUAACAGCGAUGCCCCAUCUGGCGAACAGCACAAGCCGCAGCCGAGACCCGUCCGCUGAACCUGCACCCUCCGACAUCCUAACCUCCUCUAAGGUCGCGCUGCCUAACAAUGAGACAAGAGGAGCAGACCGGAGGGUCUCAUUGGUGGAACUGACAGGGAACUCUGCCCUCAUUAGAUGGAGCAGUCAGACUCCUACAACUGGAGUCAGGAUGUUCCAGGUCCAGUACAACAGCUCCGGGGAUGACACGCUGGUUUACAGGAUGAUUCCAUCCACCAGCAAUGACUUCCUGGUUCGGGACCUCGCCGCUGGACGCAACUACGACCUUUGCGUCCUGGCUGUGUUUGAUGAUGUCAUCACAUCACUGACUGCAACCCGUCCUCUGGGCUGUCUGUCAUUCACCACAGACACAGAGUUCAGCCAGUGCCAAGCAUUGCACAGCCACUUCCUGGGUGGCACAAUGAUCAUCAUCAUUGGAGGGAUUAUUGUCGCCUCUGUGCUGGUUUUUAUUAUCAUCUUAAUGAUACGAUACAAGGUUUACAGCCACCAAGGGGCAGGCCACGGAAAAGCAGCCAUCGCGGCGACAGCGCCAAGACCACAGAGCAAUGGACAAGGAGGAGGCGGACAGGUCCAAGUUCUCCCUCGCUCUGCCUCAAAAAUGCCUGACAGUCAGGACGACCAAGCGCUGGCGCCGUCCAGGGCCAUGUCGCCUAGCAACACUCUGAGAGACACUGUGGCAUUGGUCGAGGAGGAGAGCAGUGGACGGAGCAUAAUGACAAGGACUGACUCCUUGGCCAAUGAGGAGUUGCUCUCGCCCACCAAGGCCCGCUUCUCCUCCAGGGUGGCCAUUGAGAUGAAAAGCAGACCACCAUCUGUCGCCAAAGAGCCCACCUCCCCCAAGGAACUGGCAGAACCCUGAUGAUGUUGUUCUGAGUGGAAGUUGUGGAGAACGUCACCACCAGGGGGAAGCUGGUGAAAACUGAAGAAAAACAAGGCCCUAUAGCUCCUCUCCCGUAUCUCCUGUUUACUGUACCCAUUACUUUGUUUCCAUGAGUAUCAUGGGGUAAUAGACCUGUACUGUCUGGUUUACUUUUAACUGCUAAUCUUGGUUCUCAUGUCUGGAUUGGAUGACCAUGUCAAAGGCCCGGUGUUGGUUUGGCUGUUGAUUGGCCAGUGGCUGAGGGAUCCAGCUGUUUGUGUGAUCAUCUUAAUGGAACGACAUCCUGAAUGCUGAUUUUUUUCCACUUCUGUAUCAGUGUGGCAGUGGAUAUGAUGGGCAUAGAUGAUUUAAAAAGGAUGCAUACAGAGACAUGUGGAUGUGUCUCAUAAAAAUGGACUGAAAAUAUGAAUGAACUUCUCACAAUCUGGAGCAGCAUCAACAUGCACGAACAGAUACGAAGAAAAUGAUGGCUGAACAGCAAAGUUAGAUGCAUAGAUCAUCACACUCAACUUGGAUAUACAAUAUGUUAGACUGCACAAAUGGAAAGGGAAUAAUCUCACACAGAAAAAUGUCUGGAUGGGUCUGGUUUUGGAUACGAACAUACUGUAUGUUAAACACUCCAACGAUAGGAUCACUGUUACUGCGACUGACCAUAAGGGACUCUCGACGUGGCUGGCUCCAAGUGGCUCGGCCCUAUUAAUCCAUGUGGAAUAAUGCAAUUCUACUAAACUGAACUGAGCUGAUCCAAGCUGGGCUGAACUGGAGCCAGAUCUUAACCUUGACGGGACCCUGUUAUCCUCAAUCAGAAGUCUCUUUCUGGAAAGCACAUACAGUAUAUAACGAAAAACCUGAACUGAACUGGACCCAAACCAGGACCCAGUGGAGCCUGAACUGGAAUCUUGCACUGGUAAAGGAUUCACACUGUGCAGUGAUGUGAUGCAGACUAAACUGGACUGGCCUGUUAUCUAUUGGUCUAGUCUGUGUAUUCUUCUGCUCUGCUCUGAUAUCUACUAUCUUUCCACUGGAUGAGACUGGUGAGGACCUUGUGGACCUUUACCAGCUUCUCUCACAUCUCCCCAGGCCCACUUAAUACAGACCCAGUGAUCAGGAGGGAAGCCACAUGUCUGAUGUCAAGAAGGAAAGAGAUGAACAGAUAAGAGAUUUAAAAAAAAAUAACAAAGUAGCAGGGUAUCAGUUAGCCAAACUGCGUCAAUUUCAGCCUACAUCCUUAUCAAAAUCAUAUCACUGUCAUCACUGAAUAAGUUUACAGGUCCAGAGUCCUACAUUGAAAAUCUAAAUACUUUAAUGUGAAGAAAAAAAAUGUUGUAUGACUGCAUCUGACUGCACCACACGCAUUGUUAACAUCAUGGUUGUAGUCAUCUAGGCCCCCUGCACAUCUUCAUUACUUCACCCUCAUUACCACCGUGGAGCGCAUUAACGUGCACACAGCAUAAUGGAUAACAGGUCACAUCUCAGUGUUCUCCCUCUAAAGAGUUACAUCUUCAUAUGUGUCUGACAGACUUCCCUUUAUAUUCAUCAUCUGAAUGACACAGGUGCUCUAUACUAGCAUCAUGCUCAUUAUUCCAAUGCUUUGACUCUGACUUUAUGCUGAUUUUUGUAAUAAAUGGCGCACAGGUGCCAUCUCGGAUAUGUACUGUCCAUACGUGUGUGCAUGUAAUUGCACUCGCCACCAUUCCCCAGUGUCAUCAUUAUCAUCAUGAUUGUUACGGUUCCCUGCAGGGAUGGAAGUUGGUUGAAGAGCAAAUAGACAGAGAACCUCAAACCUUUUGACCCAUCUCAGAAGAAUCCCCCACCCCCUCCCCUGCCCCUCAAAAUACAAAAAAAACAAAAAUAAGAAAAAUAAAAAAA
Molecule: messenger RNA, 4199 nt
Organism: Epinephelus lanceolatus (giant grouper)
Lineage: Eukaryota; Metazoa; Chordata; Actinopteri; Perciformes; Serranidae
Product: leucine-rich repeat and fibronectin type III domain-containing protein 1-like protein
Molecular function (GO): protein binding
Source: RefSeq, a predicted model, not a curated record